Messenger RNA from Cannabis sativa, 1038 nucleotides. RefSeq lists its product as uncharacterized. Bases 1 to 1038 code for a protein of 345 amino acids. The transcript has a single exon. Lineage: Eukaryota; Viridiplantae; Streptophyta; Magnoliopsida; Rosales; Cannabaceae. The record is from RefSeq and is a predicted model, not a curated record. Gene Ontology annotation, molecular function: catalytic activity.
AUGAAUAUUAUUUGCUGGAAUGCUCGGGGCUUGAGCAAUCCAAGAGCAUUCCGUCAACUUCGCAUGCUCGUUUCUCAUCAUAGUCCUGAUGUUGUUUUUAUUAUGGAGUCAAAGCUUAGAAUAGGGUCUCUUUCUAAAUUCCGUAAUGUAUUAAAGUUUCCUAAUGGUAUUGAAGUUCCUAGAGUUGGUCUUAGUGGGGGUCUUUUAUUUCUUUGGAAAUCUAAUGUAAAUGUAUCUAUGAUUAAUUAUGGUAUAAACUUUGUUGAUUGUUACAUGGGUUUUGUUGAUGGUCCUUCUUGGCACUUUUCGGGUUUCUAUGGUGCUCCCUCUAUUUCUCAGAGGCAAUUCACUUGGGAAUUGCUAAAAAAAUUAAAAGAUACUGCUCCUUUAUACCCGUGGCUUGUCAUGGGCGAUUUUAAUGAAGUCCUCUCUCAAAGUGAUAAACUUGGUGGUCCAUUACGUUGUGAAAACCAGAUUGAUGCUUUCCGAGAUGCCAUUGAUUUUUGUGAACUUCAUGAUCUACCUUACAAUGGUGAUAGAUUUACUUGGCACAAUAACCAUUCUCAAACUUCAAAUGUUAAGGAAAGACUUGACUAUGGGUUCACUAAUACUUUCUGGGCUGAUUCUUUUAUUACUCAACCUGUUUCUCAUUUGGAUUUCUUUGGUUCGGAUCACAGAGCCUUGUUGUUUUCGGUUGCCAUCCCCAAUGUGCAAUCACAGCCGAGAUUCAAGUCAAGAUUCAGGUUUGAACAAAUCUGGUUGCAGGAGGAAAAAUGUCAUGAUAUUAUACUGGAACAGUGGAAGAAUUCGGCUACUGACCCUACUAAUCAGGUGCUGCAGAAUAUUUCUAAUUGUGCAUCUCAGCUUCAGCGUUGGCACCAUUCAAAGUUCAGUUAUAUGCCGAAAAAAAUCAAGAUUUCCCAAGAUAAAGUGGCUGCUCUUAAUAAUAAGCAUGACACGAGUAUUGAACAUUUUGAAGAGCUUCGCAUGAGUGAAUCAAUCCUUGAUGAGUUACUAACUAAAGAAGAGGAAUACUAG